GCUAUUGCAGUGGAGCAGAGGAGCUUGACGGCUGUAGAGAUAAAGAAGAGGAAGAGAGAAGACAAGGGAAGCGCAGACUGCUGGAAAUCCUGACUUCAGCAGUAGCCUAAUUUUCACCACAACAAAGGAUCUUCAUGAUGCUGAGGAAGGGAUCGGAGCUGCUCAGGGGAGACAGAGAGGUCCUCCUGGAUCUGGACACCAGGACUGAAACACAAACCACAGACAGCUAUGGGAGUCUGCAGAAUGGGGGCUUCAUCCCACCACGAUAUUUUUUUGCAGCAAAUGCUGAUGAAGGCACGGGUGGCAAUACUCACUGUUACACAAAAAGUAACCAACCAGUUGCUCAGCUGGGGAAUUACUUCAGAGAUGGAAGAACUAAAAUUGACUUUGUCCUGGUGUGGGAGGUUCGCUCGCGUAGGAAGCGACGAGGAAAGGGGAAGAACGAGGUGACCACUGAAGAGGGGGAGACGGUUCCUACUGAGGAAAACAGCAGGUCUGAGCGAAAGAAAGCACAGCUGGCACAGUGGAGGGAGAAGUUUGUUCAGAAUCUGGAGAGUGUUGGAUUGCUCAUGGAAAAGGAAGAAACAGCAAAUGAAAAGAAAACAAUCCAUUUCCUUAAAAUUAGUGCCCCCUGGGAUGUGUUGGUGUGUUAUGCUGAGGAACUUUGCCUUAGAGCUCCGUUACAGGCACAACCACAUCUGGACCUGAACACAUCUUCUCGGGUACUGAGUAGACUAUGCAUACCUAACGCAAUGAUGGAGUCGGUGCCAAACCGGCCGCUGGACUAUUACACAUGUGCCUUUCGUAAGUCAAAGAUGAACAGAUUCCUUGGCUGUGGAGACCAGGGAACAUACUUCACUAAUACACAGAGACACCGUGUUGUGUAUGAGAUUCUCGCCAGGACAGUGUACGGCAAAAGGAAGAGGGCUGAGGUUGGUGUUGACAGGCUGGUGAAUGAGGGGGCCUACACAGCAGCUUUCCCCCUGCAUGAGGGUCCUUUCCAGCUUCCAAAAUAUGGGAUUCACCCUGAUGAGCUGAACCAGAGGCAGGUUCUGUACCACUACUGGGCCCGCUGGUGCAAAUGGUACAAGUAUCAGCCACUAGACCACAUCAGGGAGUACUUUGGAGAGAAAGUUGCACUCUACUUUGCCUGGCUGGGUUUCUACACAGCCUGGCUGCUGCCAGCUGCAGUAGUUGGAACCCUGAUCUUUGUGUCUGGAGUCAUGUCCAUGGGUAACAACACACCAGCAAAGGAAAUCUGUAGCAGUGGAGUUAGUUAUCGCAUGUGUCCACUCUGUAAAACAUGUCAGGCCUGGAACAUGUCUGAAAUCUGCACCAUGGCUAAGUUGGGCUAUUUAUUUGACCACCCAGGUACAGUUUUCUUCAGUGUGUUCAUGUCCUUCUGGGCUGUAACCUUUCUGGAGUACUGGAAGCGGAAGAUGGCCACACUGGCCCACCACUGGGACUGCAUGGACUUCCAUGAAGAAGAGGAGCGUCCUCGGCCAGAAUUUGCAGCCAUGGCCCCAACUAUGGAGCAAAAUCCAGUGACUGGGGUCAAGGAGCCCUACUUUCCAGAAAAGACCAGGCUGUCUCGCAUGUUCACUGGCUCCAUGGUCAUCAUAAUGAUGCUGUGUGUCGUGAUGAUCUUCCUGGUGACAGUGGUCAUGUGCCGUGGUAUCAUCAGUGUGAUGAUGUUUCAUACUGGGAGCCCUGUGCUGCGUACAGAGGCAGGCACCAUAGCGAACAUCUCCAGCAGUAUUGUCAAUCUGGGUCUGAUCCUGCUGAUGGGGCGUGUCUACACUGCUUUAGCUGAACAGCUCACUAAAUGGGAGAUGCACAGAACGCAAACCCAGUAUGACAAUGCUUUCAUCUUCAAGGUGUUCAUCUUCCAGUUUGUCAACUUCUACUCAUCUCCCUUCUAUGUUGCUUUCUUUAAAGGAAGGUUUGUGGGCUACCCUUCAAACUAUGGAACCUUGUUUGGGAUGAGAAAUGAAGAUUGUGGUCCUGGGGGUUGCCUCAUUGAACUGGCUGAACAGCUCUUCAUCAUAAUGGUGGGAAAACAGCUCAUCAACAACAUUCAGGAGUUCAUUAUACCUAAAGUAAAGGCCUGGCGCCAGAAGAGAACUUUGGCCAAGGUUAUUGGGAGUAAGGUAUCCCAUGAGCCUCGGCGCUGGGAGGAAGACUACCAGCUGGUGGAGUGUGAGGGCCUGUUUGAAGAAUACCUGGAGAUGGUGCUCCAGUUUGGGUUCAUUACCAUCUUUGUGGCAGCAUUCCCACUCGCUCCACUCUUUGCCCUCCUCAAUAACUGGGUGGAGAUCCGUCUGGAUGCCCACAAGUUUGUGUGUGAAUAUCGCCGUCCGGUGGCUGAGCGAGCUCAAAAUAUUGGAGUCUGGUUCAACAUACUGGAAGCCCUGUCUCACCUGUCUGUCAUAGCUAAUGCUUUCCUAAUAGCUUUCACAUCAGAUUUUUUACCUCGUCUGCUCUACCAGUACAAGUUUGAUAAUGAUCUCAAUGGAUAUGUCAACUUCACCUUGGCUUAUGCUCCACUAAAUUACACAGAGUACCCCAUGUGCAGAUAUAAAGCUUUCAGAGACAACAAUGGAAGCUACACGCUGUUCUACUGGGAACUCCUUGCUGUCAGACUUGGUUUUAUCAUUGCGUUUGAGCAUGUUGUGUUCUUUGUACUGCGAGCCAUUGACUGGAUUGUACCUGAUGUCCCUGAGUCCCUGGAGCUGAAGAUCAAGAGGGAGCGUUUCCUGGCUAAGCAAGCUCUUGCUGAAAACCAGGAGGCCCUGUUGGUGAGUCGAGGCCGAGGGGCCAACCCUGAAACUCCAGGCACCUCCAGCCCAGCUGGAUAAGGACAGCAAGCGACACAUCCUUUGGAAACAUGAGUUAGGAGUUCAUCAAGGAAAAGGAGUGGUGGGAGGGAAUUCUGGAGGAAUAAAAGAAGCUCUUUUGCA
Messenger RNA from Amphiprion ocellaris (clown anemonefish), 2960 nucleotides. RefSeq names its product anoctamin 11 (gene ano11). Bases 135 to 2858 code for a protein of 907 amino acids. The transcript has 25 exons. Gene Ontology annotation, biological process: chloride transmembrane transport. Gene Ontology annotation, cellular component: plasma membrane. Gene Ontology annotation, molecular function: protein dimerization activity; chloride channel activity. The record is from RefSeq and is a predicted model, not a curated record. NCBI's taxonomy places the organism in Eukaryota, Metazoa, Chordata, Actinopteri, Pomacentridae.